This is a messenger RNA of Entelurus aequoreus (snake pipefish), 1501 nucleotides long. RefSeq names its product caspase-6-like. The record is from RefSeq and is a predicted model, not a curated record. The transcript has 10 exons. Gene Ontology annotation, cellular component: cytoplasm. NCBI's taxonomy places the organism in Eukaryota, Metazoa, Chordata, Actinopteri, Syngnathiformes, Syngnathidae. Gene Ontology annotation, biological process: apoptotic process; proteolysis. Bases 158 to 1195 code for a protein of 345 amino acids.
UGUGUGCGUUGACGACUAAAUAACUAUGGAGAACACGAGAAGGAGACAGGACGAAGUCGAGCCUUGAAGUCAGACAAGUGGGGAAAGUGACGCCAAGGAAGUCCUUACGAGCAGGAGGAAACCAGGAAGGAAGAAGCCUUGUUAGGAGACAAAGGGAAUGAUUCAAGGCCAAUGCGGAGGAGAGCGUGUUGAUUGGCAGACGUGGCGGCCAAUCGUUAUCCGCCACUUGACCAAUGAGCGUGGAGGAGGCGGGGCCUGUGGGAGUGAGUCCCUCAGUGAGGACGAAGGUGCAAACAUGUCGUACGUGACAGGAGACAACCGGCCAGCAAAACGUGUCGCCAUGGACAACACAACCACCACAGACAGCACAGCGACACGCAGCCUGAAUCUGACGGAGACGGACGCCUUCACAAGCGAGGCGCUUCUGGACCCCCGCCAGGAGUACAAGAUGGAUUACCAACGUCGAGGCCUGGCGCUCAUCUUCAACCAGGAGCGCUUCUUCUGGCGUCUGGGCUUGAACGACCGCCACGGAACCGACAUGGACCGCUACAAAUUAGAGAUCAGGCUGAAGGCGCUAAACUUUGAGGUGAAGGUUUACGAAAACUACAAAAAUGAGGAAGUCUUGGAGAAAAUCCAUGAAGCUGCCGAGGCCGACCACUCGGACGCGGACUGCUUUGUGCUCAUCUUCCUGAGCCACGGCGAGGACGAGCACGUGUACACGUACGACGGCAAGAUCAGCAUCCAGCACAUCACCACGCUCUUCAAAGGAGACAAGUGCAGAAGUCUAGUCGGGAAACCCAAGAUCUUCGUGUUGCAGGCGUGCCGUGGAGACAAGCACGAUGAACCCUGUGACGAGGUGGACAUCGAGGUCAAGACGAACAAGGUGAUGGUGGACGCCAGUGCCGUCCACACUCUCCCGGCUGGAGCCGACUUCAUUAUGUGCUACUCUGUGGCGGAAGGCUACUACUCCCACCGGGAAACCGUCAACGGCUCGUGGUACAUCCAGGACCUCUGCGAGAUCUUUAAGAGGUUCGGCGAGUCCCUGGAAUUCACGGAACUCCUGACGCUGGUCAACCGCAAAGUGUCAAUGAGGAGUGUUUUGAACAGUAGGGACAGGGAGGCCAUCGGGAAGAAGCAGGUACCGUGCUUCGCCUCCAUGCUCACCAAGAAGCUCUACUUCCACCCCAAAAAGUAACCCGCCUCCACGUUUUUGUGGAAACUUGAACGGCAUACGGCUGACCAGUCCAUUAGUUGACAUGACAAUGAUGUUGGAAUAAUUAUGGGUAAUUCAAAGGGAAAAAAACGGUUUCCAAUGUGACGUAACGUCGGGUCCAGUAUUUGCGCUCCAGUCCAGUCAAUUAUUGCACACCACAAUAUAGUAGUCAAUAGUAUGGUGACCUCACCUCUUGAGCAACUCCGCCCAAUAGUCACCAUGCGACCCGUUGUUUUAAUAUAAAACUGCUUAUGAAUGGGUCGUGUCAGACAUACUGUAAAGCAGACC